AUGAAAUUAUCAUAUGCACUUUAUAAUCACUUAUCCUCUUUAAAAGUGUUUGAAACAAUCAAGCAAGCCAAUAAAAAUCCUAUCCUUUUAACAGAAUCAUAGCAAAACUUGAUUGAAAAUGGAAUUGCAGUAGGCAAGUUAGUUAAAUCAAUACAUAAUUUAAAAUCAGAGAUUUCAUAAAGAACUCUUACUCCAAUCGCUCAAUUAGAUUAACUAAAACAAUUAACCACGGCUUCAACCAAGUUAUACAAUUGGAACAUAAUCAUAAGCGCAAUAAACCAAUUGCAAAUACCUAAUGACAUAAACAACGAUAUUAAAAAACUGAUAUUGAUGGGAGAUGUUUAAGUGAUUGAAGACACCCUAAAUCAAUUGUUUGACUUCUAUCUAAAACUGCAAUAAGCCAGACUGAGUAAAUCGAAGACAUCACCAAAUCAGAGAAAUAGAAUUUUAUCUGAAUAAUAACCAUCAGGAUAAGGUUAUAACCAUUUAAACCUUAGCCAAUCACAAGAGUAAAUUCAAAUAUCUGAUUCAAAUACUUUGGAAUACUUUACAUAGUUAUUGUCAAAAUGGUUAAAUCUCUAAUACAAACAGGUAUUAUCCCUAUAUGCAGAAAACUUUAAAUUUUGGGCAUAGAUUGUCACAAAAGGAGUUCAAAGAGUUUAUGAACCAAUAAUUUCUAUUUAUAAGGAUGUCUUUUUAUCUGUAGAACACCUAUAAAACCUGAUUGCCAUGGAAAAGGAUAAAGCAUUGGCUUUCUCUUUAAAUCUCUUAAAACCAGGGUUGGUAUCUAAAUCACCUGAAGUAUGUAUAGAAACAAUAAAAACCCUUGGAAAUUUUGCUAUCUAAGCUUAUAAUAAUAAGAUUUCAUAUAAAGAGGAUAUAUAUAAGUGGUAUGUUGAAUCUUGUUUUUAAACAACACUUUUAUCAAUUAAAAGGCAUCCUUAAUUAGUAGAUUCUUUGGUUGAUUUAAUGAUCCUAUUUUGUAAAUUUCACUUAGUUGAUCUUUUUACUACAAUUCUGAAAUAGCAUAGUGCGAAUAACAUUGAAAUGUUAAUAAAUGUUGAAAAGCUAUUUAAUUCGCUUACACCUGACUACAUUUUAGAAAUUUAAUCUAUGGGUAUAAUGUAACAAUGGUUAGAAUAAGGUUUGGAUAUUCUGGAGAAUACUAAUACAUUAAAAUCUGAUGAAAAGAUUUCUAUUUUGAGACUAGUAUAUAGCAUUUGGUUAAAAAAUCAAUAUCAACAAUAUUAAGAAAGAGUGCAUAAUGCUUUUAAAGCAGCUACAUCAGAUCCUAGAGAAUGUGUAGCUAUAUUUUCAAUAUAGUUUUUAUUUUCUGCUUUAGAAUACUUUGGAAAAAAUAAAAUCCCAGAGGCUCCAAUCUUAUAUAAAAUAAUUGCAAUUUAGCUGGUUGAAUUAACAAAUGAAAAUCUUGUUCAUUUCAUAUUGUAGAAUCUCUUGAUAGUGUUCUAAACUAUGCCUUCAAUCCCAUUAUCUAUAGUUCUUGAUCCAUUUAUAGUUAAUUUACAAGAGAAAACUUAUCCAAGUUUGUUUGUUUUUAAUUUCCUUGCAAAUGUGGCUAAUAAUCCUAAUUUAACUACUAAAUCGUAAAUAUAAAUGAUGGAUCUAUUAUCUAAAAUAGCUAUUUAUGACACCUUGCAUUAUAGGAUAGCAUCUUAGAUAUUUCUCUAAAUGGUUACUAAUACUUAGAAUACGCCAAGCACUCAAGAAUUCGUAUAAAAAUUUGUAAAAAUAAGUCUUGCUGUUUAUUUUUCUGUUUAUAAAAAGUCAGAUAAAAAGAAACCAAAUUAAUAGAUUGUGGACAAAUAGAGAAAAGCUUAAAUUAUUGAAGUACUAAAAAGCUUAGCAUAAAUUCAUAAUGAAAGCAUUAAUUAAGUAAUUAAAAUGAUGGCUGGUCAUACCAAUUUAUAAUUCAAAAUGAUAUCUAAAUAAAAUAAAGGUCUUUAAGUACUUCUGUCUUUACUGGGUGAUAUCAAUGAAAUCAUGCAAUAAGUUGAUUUGGAGUAUUAGGAGGCCUAAACAAAUAAAUAAAUCUAUUCAGAAUCCUCUGUUAAAGAGGUACAAUAGGUUUAAGAGAAUUUGAAGAAGUUCUCCAAAAUUAAACUCACUAAGGAAGAACAAUAUCAUCUGGCAAAAUUGAGAAUGCCUAAAGAAACAGACCCAAAAGUUAUUAAUGAUAUCUCAACCAUAAAAAAGUAAUAUCAAGAGAAACAAAUGGAAAAAGAAAUAUCAAAGUUUACUUAAGAAGAAUAACUGAAAUUGAAAAAAGAGAAAUUGAGAAAGUAAUUAGAGAAAAGAUAAAUUGAAUAAGGAAUUGCAUCAUUGAAUCAAAAGGAUGUAACUGUGAAGUUGUUAUUUCCCGAUGGCAGUAGACAAACUGAGUUAGCCAAAGAGAAGAAACAUGGAUUGAUGACUUUUGAUUUAUUGGAUUUAAAUUUAGAAGAGGAAAUUGAAAAAUUAAUGGUUGAAUAGAUUCUAAGAAAAUAUACUAAAGUGUUUAGGUAUAUUUUCACUAAAUACGCUAAUACUUGUUUGCAAGGAAUGAAAUAACCUAAUUCCUUUGAUUAGUAUCAGUAGAGAACUGAAAGCAUUAAUAUUGCAGAAAUUAGUAAAUUUAUUCAUGAAUAUGAAAUUGCUAUUCCGGUUGAAAAUGUUCAAGCUCUAGCAAGGUAGGUAGGAACUCAAAUUCUACAUAACAAAACAGAAUUUAAAGAAUUUGAUUAAAUAGGGUUUAAUUAGUUUGUAAUUUAACUAUCCAUAGUUCUAUCGAAGCAUAAAUUAGCAGAUAUACAACCUUAUUAAUGUUUAAUUAAAUUUAUCAAUCAUCUAAGAAAUGUGACUGCCUCUAAAGGAUAGAGUACCGCCUUAUUUGAUGAUCCAGAAACUUAAUAUUUUAUGGAGAAUGAUAUUAUUAAAGAAUUCAAUUAACGAUUACUCAUAGAUCCAGAUUAUGAAUUGCCCUAAGGAUACAAGAAAGUUACAACUUUUGAGAUCCAAUUCUCAUAUGAAAUCCCUUUGCUUGACGAUAAUGUUCAUGUACCAUAUUAAAUUCUUAAUGAUUUAUUGAGAGAUGCUUUGGGAAUCAAUAUUAUUGAACCAAUGUCCAAAAAGGUUAUGGUAUUCAAGGCAAAACCAGAUGCUUUUGGAUAUAUUUAAUCUAAAUUGUAAUAAGAGCCUGUCGAUGAGUAAUUCAAAAUAAAGCAUAAAAAGACAAAGGAAGUGAAUGUAAGUUUACAAAAGAAAAAGGUUCUUGAAAUUGAACCAAAAAGAGAAUUAUCAUUGAAUAUGAAAUUGGCUGUCGCUAAAUGCAAUCUUAAGGACAAAUUUAUAGCUGAGAAUGUUGCUAAUCUGCUUGAUGAUAUGAUAUUUGCAAUAGAGCAUAAUAAAUCAUAGGCAACAAGAUAGAUUUAAAUUAUUAAUAGAGUGUAAGAAGAUAAAAAGUAAUAAUAAUUGGAAUAGGAAUUGUGGGAAUAGAAAAAAGAAUAAUUGAGAAAGUAAAGAGAAAAAGAAAUAAAGGAUAAAUUGAGAGAGGAGAGAGAAAAAUAGAAAUAAUUAUAAGAAUCAUAAGAAAAAGAAAGAUUGGAAAAAAACAAAACUGAAAAUAAUUUGAAGAAAGAGUAAUUAGAUAAACGGAUGAGUUACCUAACAGAAUAGAAACAAAAGAUAAAAGAAAAGAAUGAGAGGGAAAAGGAGGAACAAUUGAAGAGAAUUUUAGAGGAAAAGGAUAAAAAGGAAAAAGAAAUUUAGAUGAAGAAACAUAAUUUCUAAGAAUUCAAUUAAAAAUAAAUAACAAAAUUAAAGGAAAUUAUAUCAUAAGGAUAAAAUAAGAUAUAAUAAUCUGAAAAAGAUAAAUAAGAUCAAUUGAAAAAAUAAAAAUUCCUCUUAGAAUAAGCCAGAUCAAAAAUAUUAACUCAGAAUUAAUCAAGAAUAUAAGAAUAAAAGAAUUUAGAAAAGGACAUUGAGAAUAAUUUUAAAUCCGCAUCAUAUCAAAAAAUAAUAGAGAAAUAUCAAUUCGGAUUGAACUCUCUAUUUUAAUUCUUAAUUAAAGAAACUUUUCUUCCAAUUGGUUAACCAUCUUCGAGAGAACAAAUUACUUUUAAGACUUUUGCUUGGUUUACGGAUAGAUUUAAUCUAUGUCCUGAAAUUGUAUCUAAAGAUGAUGUUCUAUAACUAUUUAGAUAUUUAACUAGAUCCAAGGAAGUUAUUGAUGGUAUACCACCAGGGAUGAACUACGAUGAAUUUUUACAGGCCUUGCAUAGAAUCUCAAUUAAGGGAAGUGCUAUAUUUAACAAGGUUGCAGCAAACGUAAAAUCAUAAAAAGGAAAACUUGAUAUCAAAACUAUUAAAUAAAUUGUGGAAGCAGAACAAAUAGGGGAUCAAGAACCACAAAGUCAAUCACCAAAGGCAGAGUCCAUUGUGAUUGAAACUCCUUUAAGAAAUAAAUCAAAAUCUAAUUAUCUUGAGUCAUCUAAAGUUUUGAAAGAAUAUUAGUUAUUUUUCCAAUAAUCAAAUGAAUAGACUUUUGAAUCAUUAAUUUUGUACUUGGAUGUUAGCAAUGAUAAAAAUUAAUUGGAUUAAAGAUUUAGAAAAACAUUAGAGGAAAGAAAAGUUCCAACUAAAUUGAGAAGAAAAAUUUUGACUGACAAACUUGGAAUUUAGAAUUGA
Messenger RNA from Paramecium tetraurelia, 4683 nucleotides. RefSeq lists its product as uncharacterized. Lineage: Eukaryota; Ciliophora; Oligohymenophorea; Peniculida; Parameciidae. The record is from RefSeq and is a predicted model, not a curated record. The transcript has 7 exons.